Messenger RNA from Lathyrus oleraceus (garden pea), 699 nucleotides. RefSeq lists its product as uncharacterized. The transcript has a single exon. NCBI's taxonomy places the organism in Eukaryota, Viridiplantae, Streptophyta, Magnoliopsida, Fabales, Fabaceae. The coding region runs from base 1 to 699 and encodes 232 amino acids. The record is from RefSeq and is a predicted model, not a curated record. Gene Ontology annotation, molecular function: nucleic acid binding; zinc ion binding.
AUGCAUAUGUUAGCUGGGGAAACUGAUGACUGGUGGAUCAACACUCGCCAGGUGUUGGAUGUUGUAGCUGAAGUUAUAACUUGGGUUGUGUUCCGCCUGGUAUUUAUGAGAAAGUACUUUCCUCAGGAUGUUUGUGGGAAGAAUGAGAUUCAGUUUCUGGAGUUGAAUCAGGGUAACUUAUCGGUUACUAAGUAUGCUACUAGAUUUGUGAAAGUUGCUAAGUUCUACCCUCAUUACAAUGAGGUGACUCCUGAAUUCUCAAAGUGUAUCAAAUUCAAGAAUGGUUUGUGUCCUGAAAUUAAGCAGGUAAUUAGAUACCAACAAAUCAGGAGGUUUCCGGACUUGGUGAACAACUAUAGAAUUUAUGAGGAUGAUAGUAAGGCUCGGUCGGCUCACUACAAGGGGCUGAGUGAGAGAAGAGGAAAGAAGAAUAUGAACCGUGGGAAGCCAUAUAGUGCUUUAGCUGAUAAAGGUAAACAGAGAGUUGUUGAUGGUAAGAGGCCAAGUGGGGGAGGUGAUCAUACUCCUCUUAAGUGUUUUAAGUGCGGUGAGUUGUGUCAUCGUGUCAGUGAAUGCAAGAGUGAUAUGAAAAAGUGUUGCAAGUAUGGGAAGUCGGGACAUCUGGUUGCUGAUUGCAAUGAGAAUGUGGUACUUGCUACAACUAUGGUGAACCAGGAUAUAUCAGCACUCAUUUCCUGA